AUGCUCAUAAUUCUUUAACUUUUGGUUUAUUAAGUCUAAUCUGAACUUAUCUAGAUUCUAACCAAGUAAGAAGCAAUCUUAGAAGUCUUUACUUCACCUGGAAUAAUUCUUGAAUAAUAGAUGACUGAUCAAAAAUUGUGUCAAAUUGUCCCUUAAUAAUUAGUGGCUCAUAAUAUUGAUGAUAAUUCAAUAACCUUAAUUGAAAGUUACAAAGAUGAAAUAUUUAGUUAAAACUUUGAACUUGGAUCAUUUGUCGGUAAAAUAGGAAAGAUUAUAAAAUUUGUCUAAGUGACUAAUGGUGUCUUAGUAUUAUAAGAUGAUGCUCAAUUAAAAUAUUUAACUUACCAAAAUAAUACAUUUAGAUUAAAAUCUACCUUUAAAUUGGAAGUUGAGAAAUUUGCUUUAGAAGGUAAUGUAUUUUUAGAAUAUUUUUAUUACCAAUAAUAAGUUUUAUUGAUAGCAAAUACUUAAACUAUAGCUUUGGAUUUAAUUUAUGAUGAUGAUGAUCUCUAUAUAAAAUAAUAUAAAAUUUAUGAACAAUGGUCACUCUCUCACAUAAACAGUAUUGCAACAGUUGGCAAUAUUAUGAUUGUAGCAAUGGAUACUGGAAUUAAAAUGUUUGAAUUCAAGGGUCAUAUAUUAAAUGAAUUAUUAAUAGAAAUCGAUUAGAUUAAUCGUGUUACUGAUAUCAAAAUUUUUAACAACAAAAAUAAUGAAAUUUACUACAUUUAUUUGUUAGAUAAAAUCUAAGGAAUUAGUUAAUAUAUAUUUAAUACUGUGACACAAUAAUUAUAGCUAAAUUUAAAAUUAGGAAUUAUUCCUUAUCCAGGAGAAAUUCUUGACAUAUACAAUGAAAUUUUAAUGAUAGUCAAAGAUAAAUAUUUAUACGAGAUUCGAAUUGAUUAUUAUGGAAAUUAAUAUUCACUUGUUAAAUAGCAUUAAUUAGAAACUGAAAUAGUCGAUAUCGAAUUGACAGAAUAAUUUGCUAUUGUAAUAGGUAGAAAUGGUCAUUAAAUUUUAUUUCAUUCAAUUCCAUCUACUUAUUCUUAAUUCGAGUGGAUGAAUCAAUUAGUCAUACCUAAUUUAAAAUAAUUAGGUAUUUUGUCUUUGAAUUUAGAUUAAUAAAAAUUAUAACUCAAAGAGGGUAAUUCUUCUUAUAAUAUCAUAAUCGGAAUUACAUAACAUAAAUUCUUUUAUUCAAAAAUAGAGUUGGUAAUUAUCUUGAUUAUUAAAUCUAGGAAAAAUCUUUUAUUUAAUGUUACUCAGAUGAAAUCACUUCUGAAAUUCAAUUAAUUUAUAGUCAUAGGGCUACCAGAUGUAAAAAUAAUUUGAAGAGUAGAGAAUGUGAACUUAUUAAAACUUAUAAUAUUUAAUUUGUUGAACCAAAAUAAUUUGGAGGUAAUAAAUAAACUUAUUUACUAAUAAUAUUACUAUACAUAGCCAUAUUGUUAUUAUUUAUUUCAUUUAUUGGAGCCUUAAUAUAUUUAUAUAAGAAAUAUCAAGUUGAUCAUGAAAAAUAUAGAGAACACAUACCAGAUGUAACAUAAAAUUUGAAAACAGACAAUUAAAACAAUUUUCAAUUACCAUCAUAGAGCAAGUUAGCCCCUGUCUCUAGAGAUGACCAAACACCAAUCUCUGAAUAGAGAGAAUAGAUGAAUCAAUAACUUCGAAGUAAUAGACCAAUAACAUAAGAAAAUGGUGAUUUAUCUCCUGGACCCUUUGAAAUUGGUUGA
Messenger RNA from Paramecium sonneborni, 1733 nucleotides. NCBI's taxonomy places the organism in Eukaryota, Ciliophora, Oligohymenophorea, Peniculida, Parameciidae. The record is from the annotation of a GenBank genome assembly.